AUUAAAUAAUGCCCAGACAUUCUUCUAGCUCAAGUAGAAGCCACAGAAGUAAAUUUAAAUGAUUGAAUUUGUAUAGAGAAGCAUAGUAAGAAACACAGGAGACACUCAAGUUCUUCUUCUUCUUCUUCAGAUUCAUCGUCAGAGCGCCACCAUUAAAGAAGAAGAAGAGUGAAUCAUAGUAGUCGUCGUUCAAGAUCUCCUCGGCCACGUUCAUCGAGUCCAAUAAAGAAGGUGUUUAUGAAUGUAUAAAUAAAUUAGUAUUGUUAGCCCAUUUAAUCCACAUCAAGCGCAGAGACAAUCAAAGAAUAUAGGGCCUAACAUAAUAUCUUUAUUCGUUCUUAACAUGUAAAUGUCCCAGAUCCUAUCAUGAGAUUUGAGGAUGUUUAAUGUUUCCCACAGAUAUUGAUGGACUUGCUGUUGAAGGCCGGUUUCAAAGGACCUACUGCCAUAUAAGCCCAAGGAUGGUCGAUUGCAUUAACAGGACAUGACCUAAUUGGAAUAGCGCAGACAGGUUCUGGCAAAACACUUGCCUUUCUUUUACCAGCGAUUGUCCACAUUUUAGCAUAAGUUAGAUCCCAUGAUCCAAAAUGUUUGAUAUUGGCUCCUACAAGAGAAUUGACAUUACAAAUAUAUGAUCAAUUUUAAAAGUUUUCAGUGGGAUCUUAACUUUAUGCUGCAUGUCUAUAUGGAGGAUAAGAUCGCUACAUAUAGAAAAGUCAAUUGCGUAAAGGCCCUUAAGUUUUGAUUGCUUGUCCAGGUCGUUUGAUUGAUCUAUUGGAUUAGGGUUGUACCACCCUCAAAUAGGUUAGUUUUCUAAUACUCGAUGAAGCUGAUCGAAUGCUUGAUAUGGGUUUUGAACCAUAGAUUAGAAAAAUUGUUGAUUAAAUACGUCCAUAAAGAUAAACUAUGCUUUUUUCUGCAACUUGGCCAAAGGAGGUACAAAAGUUAGCACUAGACUUUUGUAAAUAAGAACCAGUUCAUAUCUAAAUAGGAAAUGUAGAAUUAACAUCGAACAAAAUGAUUAAACAAGUAGUAUACGUGAUGAAAGCAAUUGAGAAAAAUUAAAGGUAUAAUCAAACUAUUGAUGGUUCAAAAUAUAUAUACAAGAUCAUCAAUAUCUUUGUUUUUUCAAAUAUAUAUUAAGGUUGCUUUAUUUGUUGAAAGAGAUCGCACAUAAAAAAAUAUUAAUAUUUUGUUCCACCAAGAAAGGAUGUGACUAACUUUAAAAGACUCUGGACCGAGAAGGUAUCCGAUGUCUAGCAUUACAUGGAGAUAAGAAAUAAAGCGUAAAGUUUUAAUGUAAAUUUUAUAGGAGAGAGAUUACGUAAUGAGUCAUUUUAGAAAUGGAAGAUCCACUGCUUUAAUAGCAACAGAUGUAGCAUCAAGAGGAUUAGAUAUUAAAGAUAUUGAGAUAGUCGUCAAUUAUGAUAUGCCUAAAGUCAUUGAAGAUUAUGUCCAUAGAAUAGGUCGUACUGGUAUUCAUUUCAAUUUAUAUAUAUAUAGGUCGUGCUGGUGCUAUAGGUUAAUCUAUAUCUUUUUUUGCUUCAGAUGAAGAUGCAAGAAUGGCUAAAGAUCUUGUUGAUAUUCUCAAAGAAUCAUAAAACGAUGUUCCUUAUGAUUUAAGGAGUCUUGUUGAUUAGAAUAAUAAAGGAAAUAAUUACAAUCCUUAUCGAAGAUGGAAUAAUACAGGAAAUAGACAUAUUUAACCUACAUUCCUUUAGCAUCAAAAUUAACAUUAGCAUCAAAAUUAACAUUAACAUCAACCAUCUCAUUAUCCAUCAUAAUGGCAAUUCUAACCAUUUAAUCCACAAAUUCUUUAGUAGAUUAAUCCAUAUCAAAUUUGAUGUUUUCAUAUAUCA
Molecule: messenger RNA, 1859 nt
Organism: Paramecium sonneborni
Lineage: Eukaryota; Ciliophora; Oligohymenophorea; Peniculida; Parameciidae
Source: the annotation of a GenBank genome assembly